GCUUCGGGCUCAGCGCCGGGGCCGUUGCUGCGUCGUGCCCGGAGCCCACGGCCCGGCCCGGCCCGGCCGCAGACAUGGGAAAAUCUCUUUCUCAUCUACCGAUGCAUACAUGUAAGGAGGAUGGCUACGAUGGAGGUACAGUGUCGGAUAAUAUGAGGAACGGGUUAGUUCACUCAGAGCUGCACAACGAGGAUGGCAGAUGUGGGGACGUGUCGCAAUUUCCCUAUGUGGAAUUCACAGGAAGGGACAGUGUCACUUGUCCUACCUGCCAGGGAACAGGAAGGAUUCCACGAGGGCAGGAAAACCAGCUGGUAGCAUUAAUUCCAUACAGUGAUCAGAGACUGAGGCCAAGAAGAACAAAACUCUACGUGACUGCUUCUGUUAUUGUAUGUCUACUUCUUUCUGGGCUGGCUGUAUUCUUCUUGUUUCCUCGCUCAAUUGACGUUGAAUACAUUGGUGUGAAGUCAGUGUAUGUCACUUAUGAAGAGGGUAGACGUAUAAUAUAUUUAAAUAUUACGAACACACUAAAUAUAACAAACAACAACUAUUACUCUGUUGAAGUAGCAAACAUCACAGCCCAAGUUCAGUUUUCAAAAACAGUUAUUGGCAAAGCACGGCUAAACAACAUCACCAACAUCGGUCCUCUGGAUAUGAAGCAGAUUGACUAUAUGGUGCCCACGGUCAUACAGGAUGAAAUGAGCUACAUGUUUGACUUCUGUACUUUAGCAUCUAUCAAAGUGCAUAACAUAGUAGUGAUGAUGCAAGUGACAGUGACAACCUCUUACUUUGGCCACUCUGAGCAAAUAUCCCAAGAGAGAUACCAGUAUGUGGACUGUGGAGGAAACACAACUUACCAGCUGGGCCAGUCAGAAUAUUUAAAUGUACUUCAGCCUCCACAGUAAAAGCACCUGUUAGUUAGUGUGGAAUGACUGCUCUUGAUGCUUGCAGAGAUCCUUUAAAUAGGACUGGUACUAAGUAAAGGUGAGAGUAUGUGCAUGUAACGCAUAGCAAACCUGGUGGCCUGUUCACUUGAAAUGCAAGGAGGGAAAAGGUGCAAAAUGUAUAUAGAUGCACUUGUUAAAUGUUGUGUUUUCCCCUUCUGUUUGCUUUCUGUUACUGUAAACACUUCUGUCAAGUUGUGUGGUUGGAUGGGGAGGGGAAAUUACAAAUUCUUGAACUGAAUUUGAAUUUGACCUUUCCUUACAGUGUGGUACAUCAACUUAGAGUAACUGUGUGUGUUUCUGUCAGUUUAGGUGAAAUGUGUCACUAAUGAGCAUUUUAGAAAAAUUGGUACUCAUAAAUUUUAAGUUUAUACUUUAGUUCUUGAUAUUUGACUCUUGAAAUUUACAGUAUAACUACUUAAGUAACAAGAUUUCUUUGAGGUAUCUGAGUGUGAAACUAGUAUUAGUGGCAAUAGUUCUUUGUUUUGGGAUUCUACUUUUCAUUUGCUAUACUUGAUUAGAGGUGACAUGCAGUCUGUGAAAGCCAGGAAAGCACUCAUGGAUGACGCUAUACUUGAAUGUGCAACUUCUAGAAUCUGGCAUCUUUUCUUUCAUAUUUCCCCUUGCUACCUCUGCGCUGUUAUAAGGAGAAUGUAUGUUGUUAGGUUUAAAGUAAGGUUAAAAAAAAAAAUCCCCCAGAAUCACUACUGACAAAGGAAAAAUUCAAAACUGUGGAAAAUGAAGGGGUAAGACUUUGGCAGUGUCAUUCCCGUUUGUUCUUUCGAUUAAACUUUUGAGUACAGCUAUUAAAAUCAAAAUUGUGUAGUUAGGAACCAAAUGGGAAGCUGUUUGAAUAUGGGUUUGGGCAGCUUGAUGUAAAUUUUCGGCAUUUUUAUUGUUUUAAUGUACCGUGUACUAAGCUACUUGUCAGUGUUCAUACGUUGGGGUAUGCGUAUUUUGUGCACAGACUCAUAAGCAGUGCAGUAGUUACCUGAAUCUCCUGAGCGCUCACAGUUCACAAUGGUUAUAUAAGUGAGGAUAGAGCAACUCCUUCUGUAAGAAUAAAUGAUGAUGUAAUCAUGAGACUGACUUAUAACAAAACUAUUAAAAAAUAGUUUCAUUGUUAGUUUGCACAAUGAGAAUUUCCAGGGCUUCUACCAAACACGGUGAUUCUAAAUUUGAGGUCCAAAGUUGCUUGACUUCUGAAGGCUGACUAUUUGAAUGGUUAGGGGCAAAACUUUUUAAAUUAACUAGAUCAGGAUUGUUUUAUUUCAGUAUUAAAUAAGAUGCAGCUGUAAGAAAGUACUAUUGAGACCGUUGCAUUGUAAUAAAUUCUAAUUUUUUUAAAAUAGGUGUUGCGGUUUUUAUGCUGCCUAUCUCCUGGAAAUAAGCUAAUUAAAAUGAACUAGUAAUAAACACUAUGGAAAAA
This is a messenger RNA of Cygnus atratus (black swan), 2370 nucleotides long. RefSeq names its product transmembrane protein 106B (gene TMEM106B). The transcript has 8 exons. Gene Ontology annotation, biological process: lysosome organization; dendrite morphogenesis; lysosome localization. Gene Ontology annotation, cellular component: lysosomal membrane. The record is from RefSeq and is a predicted model, not a curated record. NCBI's taxonomy places the organism in Eukaryota, Metazoa, Chordata, Aves, Anseriformes, Anatidae. Bases 75 to 902 code for a protein of 275 amino acids.